AUGGCAGAACUGCAAACCGUCGCCGCAGUCUUCGACUUGCUGAAAGUCACGUAUGAGGCUGGCAAGUUCCUCAAGAAAGUAAAAGAUGCCGACAAGAUCGCCUUUGAGCUCUGGGAACGAAUGACACGAUUGGACUCUGUCCUCAAUAGCGUCAAGGCAGUGCUGCAAGAUAGGGACGACCACGAUGCCUCCUCAGGCAGUCAUGCGCAGGUCAGCGCCCAAGUUGCGGAAACGAUCAGAGGCUCUGUUCAGGCAUGCACACGUACCGUAAAUCAACUCCAACAACGAGUCGGAGGGUUCGACAAUCAAGUGAAAAGAUCGGUCCUGGACAAGUGGCGCAUCGCCUUGCGUCAACCAUCGAUCACUCGGAUCAACGACGAACUUGAAGCCCGAGUCCACGUCUUAUCCACGGAGCUUGCUGUGCUACAACUUUUCGAUCAAACCAGGACCGGCGCUGUCAUCGAAAACAACCACAAUGAACUCUUGCAGGCCAUCGAGCGGUUGGGGGCUGAGGUCGAGGAGGGCAACAGAAUCCAGAAGCAGAUGAUGCAUCGGCACCAUGAGUGGGCCCUCAAGAACAGACAGCAGGCUUCAUCCGCAGAUCCGACUCCACCAAACGAGGACGCUCUGGACAGUCUGUCGCAGUGCCUUCGAACCGCAGAAGACAUUCACGAGCACUACACCUCCGAGUACUUUCCAGAUGACAGGUCCGAGAGGAUCAAACGCGUGGACGCUGAGCAAACGAGCGCCAGUCCAUUUGCUGUCUCUACUCCUCCAGAGGCGCUUGCUACUCCGUCGACAGGGCAGGUAUCUGUGCCAAUCAGUGCUGAUCCUGCUUUUACAGGCCACGCCUUGGUCGCCGAUUCGUUACAAAACGAUGAUGAGGACGACGAUGAUGAGAGCGUCUGGCCGCUGGACAUGCUGAACACGCACAUCAAAGCGUACGCAGAGCAAGCUGCAGAGAAGCGAGAUGCAGAGCAGUUCAACCAAGCAGAAUUCAAUCUCCAUCGUGCCAUUCGCAACUCAGAGACUCGAGAGUCACACUAUGGCGUUCCUUUUGAAGAUCGCGCGCAGAUGCAGGAGGAGCUGGCUUUCCUGUACCAAAAACAGAGGAAAUGGAGUGAGGCGGUCUCCACGGUGCACCAGCUGCUGAGAGAGCGAUCGUCGUCAGUGGCAACCACGAAUGGCAGUAUCGCAUCCAAGGAGCAACCACCUCUGGCUCAGGCGAGGCAGCAUUAUCUUCUUGCUUCCAUAUAUUACGACAGAUACAUGAACAAUGCUGGAAUGGCACUUGCCCAAAGUGCUAAUGACAUCGAGAAGGCCGAGAACCAUGCCAUGAAGGCAUUCAACAAGCAGUGGAAGUCCAGUGAUACCAGCGAUCAAGCUGCUGAAGAGGUGGAGCAGCAGAGAGACUGCAUCGAACUGUUCGCACGUAUCCUGGAAACCCGGGACAAGACGGUCGAGGCCAGUGGUCUGAGGAAGCUUCUCGUUGAGCGGCCCGGCUCUUCUGCAGCCAGCGACAGCUUGCGGAGAAUCUCGACCCACACAAGACCGCAACCGGACUUUGAUGUUGUCGACAAGCAUGACAUACUUGUGGAGGCAAUCAAGUCUGGCGAUUCUGAACAGGUCCACAAUAUGCUGGCAUCGGACCUGAAUCUCGAGCGCUUGUGUUCCAAGGGCAAGACGUUUCUGAUGCAUGCCGUCGAGAAGUCGGAUGAGAGCACGGUGCAUAAGCUGCUCGGUCCAGAGUAUCAAGUAGACGUCAACACUGCGAACAAGCGUGGGCUGACUGCUCUGCACUACGCGGCGAGCAACGGCCUAAACGAUAUGGCCAGAUGUCUACUGCAUCAUGACGCCGACGUCGAGCCCAGAGAUAGGAAAGGCGAAGCUCCAGUGGUCAGAGCUGUUAUAGCUGGGCAUACCUCCAUGGUCGAAGUCUUCUUCCAGUGGGAUGAAACAACACUGCAGACCAAGGGCGUCGACGAAUGGAGCCUUCUCCACUACGCUGUGCACAAGUCCAGCCGGGAGAUGAUAGACUUGCUUCUCGAGCUGGCACCAGACUUGAAGGAUUCCGUGGAUCGAGCUGGUAAGACGGCACUGCAUCAUUGCGCUGAGUCUGAGAAGCUCGAACAGGCGACUGCACUCUUGGACCAUGGCAGGUACUCAGAGUCAGAUGUCAACGCCACCGAUUCCAUGUCUCGAAAUGCGCUGUACUUCGCAGCUUCGAGAGCGCCUACUGCUCAUCGGGAGAGCAUGGUAAGGCUGCUUCUCAGCAAAGGCGCGAUGAUCGAGGAAGUCCACCCUCCGCCGAGGAUGAGGGACUAUAUCGCGCUCAAGAGGUCCAUUCCAAGGAGAGACAGCACCUUGUCCCAUGCCAGUGUCUCCACGAGUGGCAUGACUUCGACCACGACUUCAAGCUCAGCAUCGAGCGACAAGCGUGGAAAUCGGGUCAAGGAUGGGUCUAUCUUCGCGAUGUUUGGGUUCGAUGAGGUGGUGGUGUAUGUCAUCAGCUUUUGUGUGUUACUACAACCCUUUCUUGACUUUGAAUCGGCAUGA
Molecule: messenger RNA, 2556 nt
Organism: Zasmidium cellare ATCC 36951
Lineage: Eukaryota; Fungi; Ascomycota; Dothideomycetes; Mycosphaerellales; Mycosphaerellaceae
Exons: 3
Coding region: 1-2556 (851 amino acids)
Molecular function (GO): protein binding
Source: RefSeq, a predicted model, not a curated record